AUGCGACGAUCAGUGGCAUAUUGCCAAUGGCAGCAGAAGUGGUGGCUUGGCCAAGUCAACCGUCGCGAAGGGGUUUCACCAUGGCUACAAGAGGGACUAGAAGCAUACGCAGUUGAGCACGCCGAGAUCGAGCAAGAACGGGCAGCAAAAUGGUCAGCGUCUUGGUCAGCGAUACGUGAGCGGGGAAAAUUUAUUCAUGAAUUUCUUUCGGAAGAACGGAAUAAUGCCUCAAUUCCUGUUUUAUCACAGUUGUGGGUUGACGUGGAGAUGGACGAGAAUGUAGAGUAUGACGAUGAAGAGGAGGAGGAGGAUUUCUAA
Marasmius oreades (fairy-ring Marasmius) is the source of this 318-nucleotide messenger RNA. RefSeq lists its product as uncharacterized. NCBI's taxonomy places the organism in Eukaryota, Fungi, Basidiomycota, Agaricomycetes, Agaricales, Marasmiaceae. The record is from RefSeq and is a predicted model, not a curated record. Bases 1 to 318 code for a protein of 105 amino acids. The transcript has a single exon.